Vigna unguiculata (cowpea) is the source of this 1768-nucleotide messenger RNA. Its product is annotated as protein trichome birefringence-like 11. Gene Ontology annotation, molecular function: O-acetyltransferase activity. Gene Ontology annotation, cellular component: Golgi apparatus. The record is from RefSeq and is a predicted model, not a curated record. Lineage: Eukaryota; Viridiplantae; Streptophyta; Magnoliopsida; Fabales; Fabaceae.
ACAAAGGUGAUAAACUCUUUAGUCAAAUUGUGAUUGGAGAGUACUUUUUAAUAUGAAGCCAUGCUGUAGCUUUUUUUCUUCUUGAUCAACCAUAAAUAUUUAUUUUCUCUUUUGGCUUUGCAUACGCGCCAUAUUUCUUCAACUCACCCAUCAAGUAAGGUUUAGCGAAGGGGCCAAUGAACAUUCCUUGCAUGCCACCCUUCUGAGUUUACAAAGUUGUCAUCUUUCUUGUCUUUUCUCAUCACUCUUCACAAGUUCAACCGUUAUUACAGGAACACCACUCUCACAAAUUCUAGAAUUGCGGAAUUUGAUUUUCCUCUGUCUAUACUCAAUUUGAUGUCUUCUAAGAGGACCCCAGAGCAAUACGUUGAAGCCAUGCCGGUGUUAGAAACUUUAAGGAGGGUGAAACGUUUAAGGUUGUUUGAACCUUCGGUUAGUGUUGCCGGGUUUUCUCUGGUAUCUGCCUUUAUUAUAUGCAGCUUCUUCUACUUGGAUUAUAAGGAAGUCGCUGGAAGGUUGGGGUUCUCGGGUCAAUCUGAGAGGGUUAGUUGGUGGCACCAGAAAAGGGGUUCCGUUGAGGAACGUGUGCAUAGAGUUGAGUUUCUUGGAGAAAAGGGUGGUGAGUGUGAUUUGUUUGAGGGUAACUGGGUUUGGGAUGAAAGUUACCCUUUCUAUGAAUCAAAAGAUUGUAGCUUCCUUGAUCAGGGAUUUCGGUGUUCGGAAAAUGGAAGACCUGAUUCGUUUUACACAAAGUGGAGGUGGCAACCCAAAGCUUGCAACUUGCCCAGAUUUAACGCAACAAAGAUGUUAGAAAAACUGCGAAACAAGCGCCUGGUGUUUGCUGGGGACUCAAUUGGGAGAAACCAAUGGGAGUCACUAUUAUGCAUGCUCUCUGCUGGAGUUUCUAACAAGGAUUCAAUCUACGAAGUAAAUGGCAGUCCAAUUACAAAGCACAAGGGGUUUUUGGUGUUCAGAUUCAAGGAUUAUAACUGUACAGUGGAAUACUACAGAUCUCCAUUUCUUGUAUUGCAUAGCCGGCCUCCUCCUAAAACCAAUGAAAAGAUUAGGACAACACUGAAGUUGGAUCAGAUGGAUUGGUACUCUUUGAAAUGGAGAGAUGCAGAUGUUUUGGUUCUUAACACAGGGCACUGGUGGAAUUAUGAGAAAACCAUAAAAGGGGGCUGUUAUUUCCAAGAAGGUGUGGAAGUGAAGUUGGAAAUGAAGGUAGAAGAAGCAUAUAAGAAGUCCAUUGAAACAGUGUUGAACUGGAUACAAAAUUCAGUAAAUGCUAGGAAGACUCAAGUUUUCGUUCGCACUUACGCCCCUGUGCAUUUCAGAGGUGGUGAUUGGAGAAAAGGUGGAAGCUGUGAUUUGGAAACACUGCCAGAGCUUGGAUCCUCGUUGGUGCCUAAGGAUAACUGGUCACAAUUCAAAAUAGCCAAUUCUGUGCUAUUAGCACACACAAAGAGCAAUGAAGUUUUGAAGUUCAAGAUAUUGAAUGUAACUGAGAUGACGGCCCAGAGAAAAGAUGGCCAUUCAUCCAUAUACUAUAUGGGCCCGAAUGCAGGCCCAACACCUCUCCAUCGCCAAGACUGUAGCCACUGGUGUCUCCCUGGCGUACCAGAUGCUUGGAAUGAGCUACUCUACGCAUUGUUCAUGAAACAUCAAACUUUUCAUAGACAAAACUAGCAAUACACAUGUCAAGCAUAUACUACAUAUAGCAUUUCUUUUUUUGUUUUGUAUAGAUUCUUUGAAUAUUUUGCAUUAC